AUGGGAGCACCGCCUCAGGGGAUGGGAUACAACCCGAACCAACAACAAUUCGCAUAUGGGAACGGGCACAACCCUGCUGGCUACGGCCAUGCGCCGCAAUCAGCCGUCUAUUCGCAGCCCCAAUCCGGCGCAUCGUCGGGAACCAGGCGGAGCUCGUGCUUCGCCCUGAUGGCUGCGCUUCUCAUCCUCAUCGCCGCGGUCAUCGGGCUGAGCGCCGGCCUGGGAGUGAGCCAGAGGAACCUGCACAACGCGCAGGCAGACCUCGCGAGGGCAACAGGAUCGCCAGCAGCAACAACCGUCUUCGUGACGGCCAAGCCGACAUCAACACCAACGGCAACAUCAUCCUCCUCCUCGGCCUCGGCCACGCCGGACACCUCCAACAUCACCUGCCCGGGGUCCAACAACACGCUGUACACGGCCGACGCCGACAACAACUCGAAGCAGUUCCAGCAGUACUGCGGCAUCGACUUCUCGGGCGACCAGGCCGUCGACGUGGGCAGCGUCAAGGUCACGAGCAUGGGCGCGUGCAUGGACGCCUGUGCCUCGCAGUCCAACUGCACGGGAGCGGGGUGGGGCUACCUCGAGGGCGACAACGGCACCGAGCACAGCUGCUGGAUGAAGGCGAACCUGACGGAGCCCCACAACGCCACGGCCGAGUGGGCGUUUGCCAUCCUGCUGGGCGGCAACGGGUCGGACCCGGCACCGCAGAGGAGGAGGCGCGGCGGGGGCUCGGGGUGGUGGUUCUGGGGGGCGUAA
Molecule: messenger RNA, 756 nt
Organism: Diaporthe citri
Lineage: Eukaryota; Fungi; Ascomycota; Sordariomycetes; Diaporthales; Diaporthaceae
Exons: 2
Coding region: 1-756 (251 amino acids)
Source: RefSeq, a predicted model, not a curated record